CCUCCUCCUUCCUUCCUUCCUUCCUUCCUACACAACCCCCUUUUCUCAUAUAUACCCCCCCCCCUCGCCACUUCCCCGCCUUCCGUAGACGUCCGGAUCUCGAGCACACACACCGCAACUCCAACCUGUCACCUCUGUGCCAUUACGCUCGCUCGCAUUUCUCUCACUCGCUCUCUCUCUCGCGCUCUCUCCGCCAAUGCGUCACCUAUACCCAACCCCGCGAAAAGUCAAAUCCUCGACCGCCCGCCAGCAUCGACACUACCACCGUCGUCGUCAAUCCACCCCCACAGUCAGCAUGGCGACCGUCCAGCACAUCCGCCCCACAACCGCACAGCCGUGGCUCGACUUCUUAUACCCCGUCCUCUGCACCGCCACGAGACAUUCGCGCGUGGUCGAGAAAGGUCGGAGAGGUGGAAAGUCUCUUGAUGUCUCUACCACCGCGAUGGUCGCAUCGUCCUCCUCGUCGGCAAUGUCUCGCCACCACCUACAGUUCCAGAUCAUCAAACCCCGCCCACUCCGCCAACACAUCCGGUCCCACCACACCCAGACCCACCACCAAUCCUCCCUCGCCACUCACAACCCCCUCUCGAUCCUCGCGACCUUCACACCGCCAUCCCUCCCUCCCUUCCCCAUCCUCCCUCUCGUCCAACCCCCCAAAAAACCCCAACACUACCUCUUCGGCUACGGCUCCCUCAUCAACCCGCACUCGCGCCUCCGCACCGUCCGCACACCCACCCACGCCAUCCCCGCCGUCGUCCGCGGCCUGCACCGCUCCUGGUCCUACAAAUGCGCCCGCAAAUCCUACACCGCCGUCGGCGUCCGCCGCAUCCCCGACUCCCCCACCGCCCGAUGCAACGGCGUGCUGAUCCCCCUGUCCGACCCCGACACCGAGCUCCGGAUGCUCGACGAGCGCGAGAAGGACUACGUCCGCGGAACGCUCAGAGUGGAGGACAUCGAGAUCCUCCACUUCAACACCCCGCCAUCUCCACCCACCAUCUCACACCCGUUUGGAACGACAUCCACAUCCCCGGCCGCGCCCGUCGUCGUGUGGGUGUACGAGCUCCCGCCCCCGUCGUCCCGCACAAGCGCGUGCAUGCGACCGGCGGCCCCGCACACACCGACCCCGUGCACACCGAUCCCGCAAUCCUACAUCGACUGCAUCCUCACCGGCUGUCUCGCCAUCCACCCGACCUUCGCGCGCCUCUUCAUCGACCACACCGCCGGGUGGGAUUCCGGGCCGUGGAUCAACGACCGCGCGGCCUGCGAGCGGAGCGUGAAGCGCUAUGUCGGCGCGGAGGCGGAGCGCGGCGCCGAGGAGGUCGAUGGGUUGUUGAGGGAGGGUGUGCCGGAGAGCUUUAGCGCGAGGGUGGAGGUUUGACGGGGGUCUUGUAGACGCUGCGGGGACACCGACAUUUGUAAUCCUCCCCCCGUGCUUUGUUGGAAUGACAUUUAGCGGUGGACGUGGUAGACAAAGACAAUUUACAAAAACACGUUUUGGACUCCCCCCCCUCCGAAUUUGAAUCCUCAAUCGAGGCCGGGCUAUGCUAUCAUAAUGAUAUCCACGUCAAUGAAAACAGCUGCAAACAUUCGGACCCAGACGACCGUCCUCCCCAAUUGCUCCCCCCGCAAAUAUCCUGCGGAACAAGCGUCUAGAUCUCCCCUUUAUGCACUGUACGCUAGGUCACCCGUCUCUUCCAAGAGCGGUUGCGGAAAAAAAAAACUGAAAG
Fimicolochytrium jonesii is the source of this 1727-nucleotide messenger RNA. RefSeq lists its product as uncharacterized. The record is from RefSeq and is a predicted model, not a curated record. The transcript has a single exon. Lineage: Eukaryota; Fungi; Chytridiomycota; Chytridiomycetes; Spizellomycetales; Powellomycetaceae. Bases 197 to 1378 code for a protein of 393 amino acids.